This is a messenger RNA of Budorcas taxicolor (takin), 1870 nucleotides long. It is a transcript of the gene KLHL15, whose product is annotated as kelch like family member 15. The transcript has 2 exons. Gene Ontology annotation, molecular function: protein binding. NCBI's taxonomy places the organism in Eukaryota, Metazoa, Chordata, Mammalia, Artiodactyla, Bovidae. The record is from RefSeq and is a predicted model, not a curated record. Gene Ontology annotation, cellular component: nucleus; Cul3-RING ubiquitin ligase complex. The coding region runs from base 2 to 1816 and encodes 604 amino acids. Gene Ontology annotation, biological process: nuclear protein quality control by the ubiquitin-proteasome system; protein ubiquitination.
CAUGGCAGGGGACAUGGAAGGAUUCUGUUCCUCCAUCCAUGACACCAGUGUCUCUGCUGGGUUCAGAGCACUGUAUGAGGAGGGGUUGCUUCUUGAUGUCACUCUGGUUAUUGAAGACCAUCAGUUCCAGGCCCAUAAAGCACUCUUGGCUACCCAGAGUGAUUACUUCAGAAUUAUGUUUACUGCAGACAUGAGGGAGCGAGAUCAGAACAAAAUUCACUUAAAAGGUCUAACUGCUACAGGCUUCAGCCACGUCCUUCAGUUUAUGUACUAUGGAACUAUAGAACUGAGUAUGAGCACAGUUCACGAGAUUCUUCAGGCUGCCAUGUAUGUUCAACUUAUAGAGGUGGUGAAGUUCUGCUGUUCUUUCCUGUUAGCAAAAAUCUGCUUAGAAAAUUGUGCAGAAAUUAUGAGACUCUUAGAUGAUUUUGGUGUAAACAUCGAAGGAGUCAGGGAGAAGUUGGAUACUUUUCUGCUAGACAACUUUGUACCACUCAUGUCCAGGCCUGACUUCCUGUCUUACCUGAGCUUUGAGAAGCUCAUGUCUUACUUGGAUAAUGAUCAUCUGAGCAGAUUCCCAGAAAUAGAGCUGUACGAGGCUGUGCAGUCUUGGCUGCGGCAUGAUAGAAGACGCUGGAGACAUACCGAUACCAUCAUUCAGAACAUCAGAUUUUGUCUGAUGACCCCAUCCAGCGUUUUUGAAAAGGUUAAGACAUCAGAAUUUUACAGAUACUCUAGACAGCUGCGCUAUGAAGUUGACCAAGCAUUGAAUUACUUUCAGAACAUUCACCAGCAGCCUCUGUUGGAUAUGAAAUCAAGCCGCAUUCGCUCUGCCAAACCCCAAACUACAGUAUUCCGAGGCAUGAUUGGACAUAGCAUGGUUAACAGUAAAAUACUUCUCUUAAAGAAACCAAGAGUCUGGUGGGAACUAGAGGGCCCACAAGUACCUCUGCGUCCAGACUGCCUUGCCAUCGUCAAUAACUUCGUGUUCUUGUUGGGUGGGGAAGAGCUGGGCCCAGAUGGCGAAUUCCAUGCUUCUUCCAAAGUGUUUAGAUAUGACCCAAGACAAAACUCUUGGCUCCGGAUGGCAGACAUGUCUGUGCCACGUUCAGAAUUCGCAGUUGGUGUUAUUGGGAAGUUUAUUUACGCUGUAGCAGGCAGAACCAGAGAUGAGACUUUCUAUUCAACUGAGAGAUACGACAUCACCAACGAUAAAUGGGAAUUUGUGGAUCCUUAUCCAGUUAACAAAUACGGACAUGAGGGGACAGUGCUUAAUAACAAGUUGUUCAUCACUGGUGGAAUCACCUCAUCGUCCACGUCCAAGCAGGUAUGCGUGUUUGACCCCAGCAAAGAAGGGACCGUAGAGCAGCGCACCAGGAGAACGCAAGUGGUUACCAACUGUUGGGAGAACAAGAGCAAGAUGAACUACGCCAGAUGCUUUCACAAGAUGAUCUCCUACAACGGCAAGCUCUAUGUCUUCGGUGGUGUCUGUGUGAUCUUGAGAGCCUCUUUCGAGUCUCAGGGAUGCCCUUCCACAGAAGUGUACAACCCAGAGACUGAUCAGUGGACCAUCUUGGCAUCCAUGCCAAUUGGUAGAAGUGGCCAUGGUGUGACUGUGCUGGACAGACAAAUAAUGGUUCUUGGAGGCCUUUGCUACAACGGUCAUUACAGCGAUUCUAUUCUCACCUUUGAUCCGGAUGAAAACAAGUGGAAGGAAGAUGAGUACCCGCGGAUGCCCUGCAAGCUGGAUGGUUUACAAGUAUGCAACCUGCAUUUUCCAGAAUAUAUUCUGGAUGAGGUCAGACGUUGCAACUGAUGACAUCUUUCUCCCUUCAAAAAAGCCAAACAAAAUCCAUUUGUGACAAAGUAG